This is a messenger RNA of Eucalyptus grandis, 1713 nucleotides long. RefSeq names its product serine carboxypeptidase-like 20. The record is from RefSeq and is a predicted model, not a curated record. Gene Ontology annotation, biological process: proteolysis; secondary metabolic process. NCBI's taxonomy places the organism in Eukaryota, Viridiplantae, Streptophyta, Magnoliopsida, Myrtales, Myrtaceae. Gene Ontology annotation, molecular function: acyltransferase activity, transferring groups other than amino-acyl groups; serine-type carboxypeptidase activity.
UGGCGAGAUUUUGAAGAUCAAAUUGUCCAGAGGACUGAGGACAGUACAUCUCCAUGGCAAAGGGCGGUCUUGUCUUGUACAGUGCGCUGGUUCUCUGGUGUUGUAGCUUUGUGUUGACUCAAUGUGCUCCUAAAAGGGCUCGGGUUCAUCACCUUCCUGGAUUCAAUGGCUCUUUCCCUUCCGAACACUAUUCUGGGUAUGUGACGAUUGAUCUGCACCAUGGCAAGCGCUUAUUCUACUAUUUUGUGACAUCGGAAGGGAACCCUUCAAAGGAUCCGGUGGUUCUGUGGCUAAAUGGAGGACCGGGAUGUUCGAGCUUUGAUGGUUUCGUGUAUGAGCAUGGACCUUUCAAUUUUGAAGCCGCAAAGACCCAGAAAAGCCUACCGCGACUGCAUUUGAAUCCCUACAGCUGGUCCAAGGUCUCCAACAUUAUUUACUUGGACUCUCCUGCCGGUGUUGGAUUAUCGUAUUCUGGAAAUUCGAGCGACUACCGUACAGGUGACUUCCAGACUGCUCACGAUUCUCAUACAUUUCUCCUCAAGUGGUUUCACAUCUACCCAGAGUUCCUUCCCAACCCAUUCUUCGUAGCUGGAGAGUCAUUUGCGGGGAUCUAUGUGCCAACUCUUGCAUCUGAAGUAGCGAACGUUAUUGAUACUGGAGUGAAGCCCGUUCUCAAUCUCAAGGGUUAUAUUAUUGGUAAUGGAGUCACUGAUGAAAAAUUUGACGGCAACGCUCUCGUUCCCUUCGCGCAUGGGAUGGGCCUGAUCUCGAACGACCUGUUUGAGGGGACUAAGAGGGAAUGCAAAGGGAAGUACUAUGAGCCGCGCAGUUCAACUUGUGAGAGCAAAAUGGUAGAAGUUCAUGAGGAUAUAAAGGAUGUAAACAUAUAUGACAUCCUGGAACCAUGUUACCAUGGGCCAUCAACAUGGAAAGUUACGGCUAAUAAUGAAAGGUUACCUCCUAGCUUUAGGCGACUGGGAGAGACUGAGCGGCCUCUUCCUGUGAGAAAUAGGAUGUUUGGCCGUGCCUGGCCUCUUGGAGCUCCCGUGAGGGAUGGACCUGUUCCAACAUGGCCGCAGCUUCUCAGCAGCAACAGCGUUCCAUGUACUAGUGAUGAAGUUGCGAGCGCGUGGCUGAAUGAUAAAGAAGUCAGGAAAGCGAUACAUGCGGAAGUGCAAAGCGUGACAGGCGAUUGGAACUUAUGCACAGGCAGACUCUUUUACAAUCAUGAUGCUGGAAGCAUGAUUAAGUAUCACAAAAACCUCACUGCUAGGGAUCGAGCGCUCAUAUUCAGUGGUGAUCAUGAUAUGUGCAUUCCCUUCACCGGUUCCCAAGCUUGGACAAGGUCUAUGGGUUAUAAAAUCGUGGAUGAGUGGCGACCUUGGAUGUCUAAUGAACAAGUUGCCGGGUACAUUCAAGGAUAUGAUCACAACCUCACCUUCUUAACCAUCAAGGGAGCUGGACAUACGGUCCCUGAAUACAAACCUCGAGAGGCAUUGCAUUUCUACAGCCGUUUUCUAAGAGGAAAGCGGAUAUGAAGAAAAGCUUGCUUUCCGAUGCUGAUAAUUGCAGAACGGAGAGGAAAGAGAUUGAGAUUGCAGAAAUUCUUUCUUUCAUAUUGCACUUUUCUCCUUUCACCCGGUAUGAACUUUGAGGACUUUGAUAAUUUGAUGAACGUAAAGAUGUCACUAGAACAUUAAUAAUGAUGCAGAG